AAGAAAACUGACACUACGGUGGCCAGAGUCCUCGUGUCCCUCGCGGACAUGGCGGUGCUCUCUGCGUCUCAUGUUACAGGGGACACCGCCGCAGAUUCGUCCAAGCUUUACUGUUCACGACAUAGUUAACCAUGUCCUAUUGUUUAAAAUUUGAGAAGGAAAUCAAAUAUAUGGGACAAUAUCCUUAACUGGGGUUACGAAAAACGGGGACACCUGUGACACUUUUCCCAAGUACGCAGCCUUGAGCUCAAGAAUAUUUGUAAUCUAUUUACAGCAGCCGCUGACUAAGACGAACUGCGCUCGACGAGACAUGAUCCCAACGCGAAGCUGCACUCUCCAAGACUGGGUUUUAUUUUAAAAUAACACUACCAUAUUUCGAUUUUCAAAAUGAAUCGUGCUUUGAAAGGGGAACGUGAGGGGGCAGAGCCAGAGAUGGAGGAAAUGCAGGACGUGGUGGGGUCAGGAAUAAUGGACAUCGACGACGAAGAGGAGAUUGAGGAACUUCAUAAAAGUUUAAAGGAAGUUGUGCAAGAUCCAUCAGUGAAGCCUAAACUCCAGUGCCUGAUGGUGGACCCGUCGUUCUCCAUGGUGACGGUACAGAGUGAGGACAGUGGGAUAGUAUGGGAGACUGCUUCCAGUAGAUGCUCAACUCCAUGGGCUUCAGAGGGAAGCUCACCGUCUGAACAGUACAGCCUGGAAGGUUCUGGAACACAGGGGAAUAUUGUGAUCAUAAUGGAUGAAGACAGAAUUAAGAGGAAAAAGACAAGCAGCAGAGGCAAGCUGGCUGACCGAUUUAAAAAGUCAAGCAUCAGACUACCAAAAAGUCGGAUAGGUGAGGAAAGACCUGCAAUGACUGAGGUGUCUCUGCCGAAUAUCAGAUCUGAAAACAAUGAGGAUGGUCAGUCUGCUGCAAGCAAGGAUCAAGAUCUUUUUAGUUUAAUAUCAGAAGGUUUCGAAAUACUCAAUAUUGUUGUACCUUCAAAGCUUGCUACAGUAGAUGAGGAAGAUAGCGGUGAACUGGUGGAGAAUUUGACCUACUUGGAUGAUACCCCAAAGAUAAAAUCCAAAUAUAAGCAUGAACCUGUUGCUACAAACAGUUGUCCUGUGAACACAGAGACAGACAUUGAGGAAAUAAAGCUAAAAGAAAGUUUGAAGGAAUCGUCCCAGGUCUCUGCUGAGAAGCAACCAAAGAAGGAUGAAACUCAUAUGGACUAUCUUGAAAAAUUCACAUUGUUAGAUGAGCAGGCGCCUAGUGAUAGCACUACACUGACAGAAAAACCUGUACCAGAAGUUACUGUCCAGCCAGAGGAACAUCAGGUGACUCAGAAAGAACCAAAAGCAGAUGAAGCCAUUGAUGAGGAUUCUUUUGUAAUUAUCAGUGAUGUUGACAUUGCAGGUGAACAUCUUGAUGAAGUGUUCUAUGGAAAUAAGUUCAAUGCAGAGCCUGUGGUUCCCCAUGAGUAUGAGGACCGAAAUGGAAGAACGGCAAAAGAGAUCUCUAAAACUCUGAAAGUGAGUGGAUCGGUCUUAUUUGGAAGUCAGGAAUGUAUCCUCACACCUGUAUAUCUCCCCACCGGACCACCAAAGAUCAUAGAUCAAGUUCUUCUUGAGGAGCCACGAGCAAUGUCCUUCCAUUACUCAGACCUUUAUGAGGACGCAUUAGGAGACCGAAAGAAAGAAGACGACUUCUCAGAUACAGAGAGUGUCGUUUCCGAAAGGUCUUUCAAAAGGCGAUACUCUGAUUCUGACGACGGAGAUGGUUAUCUGGAGAAAUUUAUACUGAAGGAUGAAAGCCCAGUGGUUGCUGAUGUGCCUAAGGCUAAAGAGCAGGAAGGUGGGGGAAAAUUUGCAUGGUCACAAAGUAAAUUCGAACUCACUGGAUGUUUAGAAAGAGCACAAGAAGAAAAUGGUGAAGUAACUGCCGAACAACCAUGUGUGCAGGAUAAAAAUGAAAGUGAAGUGCAGUGUGAGUCCACAGGGUGUUGUUCAGAGGGGCACUGUGCUCCAAGAAUCCACCCAGAGAUGGAAAAGAUCAUAAGAAGAAAGGUCACAUCAGACGACCUGGUUUCGAAGCAUAGUAGGAUGGAUGAAAAGCAAUGUGAUGUCACUGUCAUUAUCAAGGACAGUAUCACAAAAACAAGUGACACUGAUGACACGCGACCUCAUGAAGUCCUUGAGCCAGAAAGCAAAACCACAAAUAAAGAAGAACACAGUGAACAAGAACAAAUAAGUCAGACCCAGAAUGCUCAUAUUCAAGUGUCUGGGGGUUUAACGCAUGAAGAUGUUAUUAAAGCUAAAGAUAAAUUUGAAAUUCUGCCUGAAACAAAGAGCUCAGAGAAAAUCCAGGCUGAUGCACCACAUGCAGUUGAAAACAUUAGUGUUUCUGAGACCAGUGCGGAUAAACGUCACCAAGCAGCUGAUGUCAUUCAGGAAACAAGUAUUACUGCUAAAAAUGACAAAGGGAAGACUAGUAUAUCCAAGACACAAGACAAAAUUAUAGAGCCAAAUAUAACUCAAAGGAUUGAUAAAGACAUAGUAAAACGAGAACCACCAGAAAUAUUUUCUCAGGAGAUUAUCAGUAUCAAAGAACCUCUGUUAGAUAAAAAAGAACCUCCUAAAACUGAAGAACCUUUGAAAGCAGAGGUCAAGCCUUCAGGAGAGACUGAAACAAGCACAACAGAUGCUACUAAAACUGAACAUUCUGAAUCUAAAGCCUUAGAAAUCGACAUCCGUGAGAAUGGAGAAAUACUUGCUGUAGUUGAGGAUAAAGUGAGUGAAGGAUUAAUACCCAAGAAGGAGGAACAAAAGCAAGUACUUGACAGAAUUGGUGCAGCAGAAGAGGUUGAGGCCCGUGUCGGUACAGCAGAAGUGUUAACAGAACUUGAAAUGAAGCCAGAGUCUGAAAUUACAUCAGUUCGGAGAGCUUCAGAAAAAUCACAUUCGUGUGAAACAGAUACAGCAAACGCUGAGCUUCAGACUAAACCUGAGAUUACAAGUGAGGAGAAAACAUAUCCAGAAUUACAAAAUGAAUUCAGUGCAAAAAACGAGAAAGCCAAAGCGGACACAGGUACAGAUGAGGCACCCGUGGUAAAACAAAGGUUGGAAAAGCAAAAGGGACAUAUUGAUGUACCUGAGAUUGAACCUGGGGUUGCAGAAAAACACGAGAAAGUUGAGGAAAUUAAGGUAGAUGUUACAGAGGAAGCAGAUCAUAAAGUCGGCACCACAAAAGAGCCAGUUCAGAAUGAGAUACCUGCUGAGAAAAGAGUGACAACAGAGAUUAAAGAAAUAAUUGAUUCAAGCCAAGAGUAUAGCUUAUUGUUAGCUAAUGACAUGAAGGCAUCUGCUCGAGAAAGCAUAGAGCUGAUGAGAGUAACAGAAGAUGUAAACGACUUAUUAAAAGUAAAAAUGUCACCUGUUGAACCAACAAAGGAGGCACAGGUAGAAGAACAUAGUGAAAUAAAUGACGUGGCCAUAUUAACCAGAGAGAUCCCAGUGAAAGAAUCAUCCCUUGGUAGGACAGAUAUUGAGAGCAAGAUGUUACCUCUAACCUCAACAGAAACUUCAGAGGAAGGAAAGAAAUCACAAAUGUAUGAUGCACAGAUUGAAGAUAUAACAUACCUACCAGAACCCAUUUCACCUCCUCCUCCAGUUGAGGAGAACGAUACCUCAGCAAUGAGAGUUUCACCUUUAGAGCCAAAGGAUAGUGUGAAAGUUUAUGAAGAUAUACAAAGAGGAGGACGCCUAAGUAGGAAUAAAAAUGUCUUCUCACAAUUGCGAAGUUUUACCCCUCAGGAGGACCUGUCGGCCUUGAGCUGCGACCAAGAUUUGCAGCAGGAAAUUGCAGAGGAUCUUGAUUUUGAGAUGGUCACUGAACAAGAGGCAAGACAAUCUAAACAAGCUAUAGCUGAGGAUGGGCACCAUGUACAAGUCGGACUGUCAGAUCAAACCCUGGAAACUGGCUUUGAAUUUCUUGAGGGCUUAGAUAGUGCCCAGAUGGCAGAAUAUGAACAAAAGGAACUUGAAAUUCAACCAAUGGAUGCAUUCUGCCUUGUUUGUCGUUGCCCAGUACUGUUGAGUGAGGCCGAGCAUCAAAACCAUGAGAUGGCCUCUUUGGAUGAGGCCUUUGACAGUAUUAAGAAUCAGCUGAGUGAACUGAUAUCAGUUUUACAAGGAAGAUCAGAGAACAUUGAAGACUUUGUAUCUGAGCUUGAGCUGGCAUACAACACAGUGGAGGAGAACUUUAAUGAUUGUGAGAAGAUCAUAAAGGAGCACAAUGAGGAGGUGGUGAAGCUGUUGAUGGAUCAGUAUAAUGAGAUGUCUCAGGCCAUGGAGGAGGAGAAAAAGGCCAAACUGGAGCAGCUGUACGACCAGAUUGUCUCAUUCCAGGAGAAUAUCGACAAGGCCAAGGAGACUAUGGAGAUGACAGCUAAGGAGGAGGAAGAGACAGACCCGCUUAAGUUUCUUUCUUCAUCAAAAGAUAUCAAUGUGAGGCUGAAUACAGCUUUGGAAUCCACCAUGUCACUAGAACUUGGUCCACGAGGGCUGCUGGUUUUUGAGGAUUAUGCCAAGGGCAAAUCAGGCAAUGGGAGGAAAAACAGACAAGCCAUUCCAGUGCCUCAAAAACCGCAUCUUCAGCCUCAACAGGCCAGUUCUGCAACCAGCACUUCUGUUACUGUGUAUUGGAAAGUCAAUGAGGAUGACAUUAUUGACUGCUUCCAAGUCUACUGCAUGGAAGAGCCACAAGGAGCGAUCUCAGAGGAAUACAGGGUGACUGUGAAGGAGAGCUACUGUAAUCUAGAAGAGCUGGAACCGGAUAAGUGUUAUAAAGUGUGGGUGAUGGCGGUGAACUACACAGGCUGCAGCAUGCCGAGUGAGAGACUACCCUUCAGAACCGCUCCUUCUGUCCCGGUGAUCCAGACAGAACAGUGCACAGUGCUGUGGGACACGGCCACGCUGCGUUGGAGCGCCGUUCAGCCCAGCGCUGUGGACAGCUUCACACUGGAGUACUGCCGCCAAUACGCAUGUGAGAGAGAGGGACUGAGAUCCAUAUCUGGGAUAAAAGGCUAUGAGCAGAGGGUCCUCCUUCAGCCCAAUGAAAAUUACCUCUUCUACAUCAAAUCUGUGAAUGCUGGAGGGGCCAGUGAGCAGAGCGAGGCGGCCCUUAUCUCAACCAGAGGUACAAGGUUACACUUCCUCAGCGAAACAGCAAACUCAGUGCUGAAGGUGUCAGAGGACACGAACUCAGUAGAGUACCCACAUGACGUCUACAAUGAAAUGUCUUCUAUCAUAGAAUGUCCAGCUGUUAUGGCUGAGCUUUUACCUUCUCUUGGACAUUACUACUGGGAGACGGAGGUGUCAAAGUGCAAAGCCUACCGCAUUGGCAUUGCAUAUCCAAAUGUAUCACAAACCAGCAGACUGGGGGAGAACAGUGCCUCCUGGUGUCUGCAUUGUGUACCUACAUCUAUAAGCUGCAGAUUUGAACUGCUUCAUGACCGUGUGGAGUCUGACAUCUUUGUCAUGGACAUACCUGCGCGGAUUGGCACUCUGUUGGACUACAGUCAGGGUCAGCUGUUCUUCUUCAAUGCUCAGAACGGCCAGCUCUUGGGCACUUUUCGGCACACCUUCACUCAGCCUUGCCACCCUGUGUUUGUCCUGGAGCAGCCGGGUAAUCUAGAACUAAAAAUGACCAUGGAGGUGCCGGAGUUUGUUAAGCACUGCUAGUUUACAUGACUGAAGUCUCAGAACUCUGGGCUUGCUUGUGUGACAGGAUAUGAAUCAAGUGAUUCUUUCUUAAUAGUAAUAAAUUGAAACCAUAUUGUGCUGUGACCUGAAGAAUUGCUCAGUUGUAUGGUAUGACUGAAGAGAUUAUGAGGAUAUUUAGUUAGGGUGACCAUAUGUCCUCUUUUUCCCGGACAUAACCUGGCAACGGUUUUCUAAUUUACCAAAAAAUGUCUUGGAUUGGGCUUUGUUUUCCUGUUGUUUUUAUACUCGCUGAAGGUAAUGACCAACAGAGUGCAGGCAGUGUGCAUAAUCGACCAAUCAUGGCAUGCGUGAAGGUGGGAUCUACAGAGAACGUUCAAAGCAAUGUAUGAAGACCGCAGAGAGCACUUCCAUAGGAAAACAAGCCAAAACCCAGACAUUUUAGGCAAUUUAGAAAUCCUGGACAGGACAUGUCCAGGAAAAAGGACAUAUGGUCACCCUAAUUUAGUUUUGUGGAAAGAAGGAUUGUUUUUGAAGCUGUGCUUUUAAACCCCUCCAGAAACAAGUUUUUUUUUUUUUGUUUUGGAGCUGUUGCGUUGUUUUUGUGUAUAUAUAUGAAACAGAAAGUGCACGCGACCAGUAUUGUUGCUUUGUUGCUUAUUACAGUAUGUGACGAUCCCCUGGAUCACGUGAUGUGCAGACAUUCACAUUCAGAGUCAGUGUAUUUAUUUUGGAAACUACAGGCUUCCGGGUUGUUUGAAUAAAACAGAUGUUGCUAAUAAUGCUGUCAUAGCUAAAUGGAGACACGUGUUUUGAGAUGAUGGGCAAGGCUUCACAAAUGAGUGAUGAAAAUAUUUAUUUUUCUGUGGUUAACUAUAUUUACAUGAUUUGGUAGGAAAAGGUUAUUUCACCAUUUCCAUUUCAAAUUGUUGGUGGUCUGGAUCUUACUUAAUCACGAACUAAGCAAAAGGAAAUGAACAGUUAAGAGAUUUUAGUUUUCACUUCCAAUGGAUCAUCACAGUAUCACGUACAUAUAUAUAUUUUUUCUUUUCUGCCAUGAAAGCUUCUCUGUAUGACAGUCAAAAUCAGUUAAAAUCACUUGCACAAUAGAAAACACAUUUAAAUUCUAUUUAUUGUCUAAUGGCCACAUAUUGUAUGGAUAGUAUUUAAUUUUCAAGUUGUUUGGUCUCUGUUUUGUAAAAUCAUUCUUUUAAAUGUUUCUGUUGUCUAAUCGUUUGGUAGUGAUAUGAAUUAGUCUACUUGUAUAUUUAUUUGUAUUUCUGGAAACGACUGGACUGAAUUAAAAUGUGAACAAAUGCUUCUGAAUA
Cyprinus carpio (common carp) is the source of this 7028-nucleotide messenger RNA. RefSeq lists its product as uncharacterized. The record is from RefSeq and is a predicted model, not a curated record. Gene Ontology annotation, molecular function: protein binding. Lineage: Eukaryota; Metazoa; Chordata; Actinopteri; Cypriniformes; Cyprinidae.